AUGCCGGCCCCGGCGGGAGUUGCAUCACAGGAACCGGGACUCUUGAGCUCGACCCGAUCGACGAUCGCACCGGACGCGCUCGACGCCGCAACAACGGCGACAACAGCAAGACCAAAGAACGCUGGAUAUGUCGUUCAUGCCGCCACAAACCGCUCCUCGUUCGGUCGUACGCCCUUGGCUGGGUUCGUCGCCAUCAUUCUCGUGUCGCUUGUCGCGCUGGUGACCGUGUUGUUCGCACACAUCGCCUCGCCUCCGCGAUACCCGCCGGGAUCGUUGCCUCCCGACGCAAAAGGGGGCGGAGCGGGCGCAUGUCGACAAAGCUGGAUGUCGCCGUCAUAUCUCCAUAUUUCUGGCACGUCACUUCCCCUCUUCCGGCUGUGGUCGUCGCGUGUUCCCGAAGCUCAUGCCCGCUUUUUCGUGCCUCGCUCGCCGUCGCCCUCGCCUGCUCCGAAUCCGGAUUCCACAGCCUUUGGGCGUGAAUACAGUCGGCUAGGCGCAGGACCCUGGGGUCUGUAUCUCUACCGGGAGGAAGGAUGGGACGACGAUCCGUUCGAGCCGCAUGUCGGCCAUGGGGCUGCAAGUACCGAUCCGACUCCAAGAGCUUUCGCCCUUACCGGAAUUCCGGUCAUCUUCGUCCCCGGCAACGCUGGAAGUUUUCGCCAGGUCAGAUCGCUCGCAAGUGCAGCAAGUCGAGCUUACUACGAGCUUCCCGGCGUGCGUCGCAAAGGAAUCGGUAGUAAGGAGGGGGGAAGACCCCUCGAUUUCUUCACGCUCGAUUUCAACGACGACUUUUCGGCUUUCCACGGCCAGACCUUGCUCGAUCAGGCCGAGUAUCUCGCCGAUUCGAUUCGCUAUAUUCUCUCGCUCUACCACCAAGAAUCAAACGCGAUACAAGGUCGACCUGACCCAACGUCGGUCAUCGUCAUAGGCCAUUCGAUGGGUGGAAUCGUCGCGCGUGCCGCUCUGCUGCAUCCGCACUAUCAGUCCGGCAGCAUCUCGACCCUUGUCACGAUCGCAACGCCCCAUGCUGUUCCACCAGUGACCGUGGACAGGGGUGUGGAUCGAGUUUACGACAAUAUCAAUUCGUACUGGCGACGUGCUCAUCAUCUCGAGGCGAUGUCGUCACCGCCUUCGCGCCGAGACUUACGCGGCGAGGCCGAGCUGUCCAAUCUCGUCCUUGUAUCUAUCUCAGGAGGCAUCUCGGACACAACCGUCGCGUCCGAGUCGGCGUCGCUGACAUCGAUCAUGCCUCUGAACGAUUCGCAUGGCUUCACCGUCUUUACGACUGCCAUCCCGGGUGUGCAGACGCCGAUCGAUCAUCUCGCGAUGCUUUGGUGCCGCCAAUUGGUGGAAACGGUGGCCACCGCCUUGCUGGCGAUUGUCGAUGUGCGCUCGCCUCUGGGCGUGCUUCCGCGAGAGGCUCGUGUUGGAAAGCUGGCAGAGCGCUUGCUUGGGGCCAUCGAAUCCCACCCGGUCAAACCUGAAGGGCGUAAGAGUACUCUCGAGUCGCUAGAGCGAGGCCAACAUGGUCGGGAGCUGGCGAUCGGCGAGCGCCUGUCACUGCGAGGCCACGGGGAUAAGCGCUCGACGUUCGUCCUUCCCAUUCCUCCGCGGCGAACGUACGGCUCGGCUCGUGUCUUCUCGCUCCUCACGUCGGCGAAUAUCGGGCGAUCACUCGACAGCUUGGUCGAAGUCUAUGCCUGCGGUAAGAACGAGUCGGCGCCCGAGUCGACGCGCAGCAGUUCCUGCACGUCCCUCUUCCCUUCUUUUGUCACCACUAUCCCCAUAUCGCCUCACUCUGCCCAAUCACCGAUAUUGCCCGCACCCGCUGAGGAUGGGACGAUGGCCUUCCUCAACGUCGAUGUCUCUCAGCUCGAAAGUCAAGAUCUGAUUGUCGUCGUCGUCAAGCCGGGUAACGCCUGGCUCCUCGCCGAAUUCGGGGACAAAGAUCGGCGUAUUCACACCGUCGACAAGUCCGCUUUCCGUGAGUCCUACCUAGCUGGAUCGGCCCUGCAUGAACCUUACUGAACACUGAAGGCUCGCCUACUCUUCUCAGAGCUGAUGCUUGGCGGCUUCAAAAUUGAGAACUUUCCGACCACGCCCUCGCUCAUCUCUGAGCUUUGGCUUCCCGCGCUGGACUCGUCUCUGCUCACAUUCAAGAUGAAGGUCUUCCGGAGCGAUUGCCAAGGUGAGCAUAGGGAAUAUUCGAUGCCAGCUUACUUUUAUCACCUUUCAGCAACUGAUCCUAUCCGAACCCUUGCAGACUCGUCCACCGUCCUCUUUGCGCCAUUGCUGCGGCAAUACUCGUCGCUGCUGCACGAGUCCAAAUAUUUUCCCAAUGUCCGCGAAGCUUCCUUAUACACGCAUGCCUCAGGACCGUACCUGCCUGCUCCAGCGUCACCGUUUGUCUCGUCGGGCGCGCGUUUGCAGCUCAUCGUCGAUCCGACCUGUGCCCGCGAGAACUCUCGCGCAUCCGCGGAUGUUGCGAUCGAGAUCAAGCUCGACCUGUGGGCGUCGCUGGGGAACUUGGCGAUGCGCUACCGGAUGGCGGUCGUCGCCUUCCCUUUUGCACUCAUCCUGUUGGUAUUCGCAUGCCAGCUCCGGGACUACAAUUCGGGACACUCCUUCCCGCCUUUUGCCACGGCCCUCGGCACGUUCGCGAGACAUCACCUCAUGCCGUUGCUCGGCGGCCUCGUAGCGCUUUCUUUCCUGCAGUCCGUAAUGUUGGGCACGCGCCUAUCGUUCGUUGAAGCAAAGCUCGCAAGUGCAGACGCCCACUUCCUCCCGUCGUUGCCGCCGAGGUGGAUCUCGGAGAUGCUGCUGGGCAAUCAGGGCCCCUUCUUCGCGUUUCUCGGCGCAUUCAUUCUCUUCACCAUGCUUUCGGUCGUUGUACUCGAGUAUGCUGCGCUCUACCUACUCGUCACUGUCCUGGCUCGACUCGUCCGCCUGAUCCGUCAGCGGGGUCCUUCCCAAAUGCGGUCCUUUGUUACGCUUGUGGAGCCUCGGGAAACGCUGCCGCUGCAGCGCAUCGUGACGAUGGGAGCGCUAGGCUUGUUGGUGCUCUUCUUUGCCCCCUACCAAUUCGCUUUCCUCGUCCUCUUCCUCGUGCACCUCCUCUCAACCGUCAGGGCGCUUCUGUUGGCGCAGGACGCCAGCGCGCCCUCUACGCCUGCAUCGACUCGCCGCCUAUGGGAUCGCUAUCACUACUCGUUUGUAUCCCUCUUAGUCAUGAUCGGUCUCUUGCCCAUCAAUGCCAUGAUUCUUGCGGUCUGGGUGCGCAACCUAGCCGUCGGAUGGCUUGCGCCAUUCUCUACUGACCACAACGUACUCAACAUCCUCGGCUUCCUCCUCAACGUCGAGGCACUGCAUUCGGGCAAAAUGCUGCAGCGCACGCCUGGUCCGUAAGUCGCUCUCGCGUCUUUCUGAUUCAUAAUUCACCUUUCUUAUCUUUUCGUUUCCCUUACUGACUCGCCAACUACCUUGGCUUGCAGAACGGCCUCGACUGUUUCGAUCGCGCUACCCCUGAUCGCAGCAGGAUUUGCGCUGCUGUACGGCAUUCGCUGGACAUACAACAUCUACCCUCUCGCCAACGCAUUCUUCCUCUGGCUCUCUAGCAACCAUUCGCACCAUCUGGUGGGGGCUCUGAACGAGGCCGUCAAGGCAAAACGGCGGCUCAGCAUCUCCACUGCUGGUCAGCACGUUCAGUCGAGCUCGGUGAAACAGCUGAGCUCCAGCGCACUGUCGCCGUCCCCCGCGCCGCGCACUCCGACGAAGCGUCAGUUUCUGUGA
Microbotryum saponariae is the source of this 3789-nucleotide messenger RNA. Lineage: Eukaryota; Fungi; Basidiomycota; Microbotryomycetes; Microbotryales; Microbotryaceae. The record is from the annotation of a GenBank genome assembly.